AUGGGGGAAGUUGGUGAACACCAGGCCGAUUUACUCAGCACCUCUGCCCUGGAGGCUAAGACUUCAAGUGGCUCAGAGCAUGGGCAGAAUGAUGACAGUCUGGGCAAUGGCACUUUGGCCCUUCAGAGCGGGUCAUUCGAGAGCCACUGGCUCCAGAGCUCCCAGGCCACCUCACAGCUUAUCUCGGAAGACACAGAGGAAGAGCUUCCCCUGGAGGAGGUGACUGUGGAAGAGCUCCCCGAGACCUCUGGCCUGAGUGACACUCUCGGGCGAGACCUGGAGGUAGAAGUGGUUGAAAUGAGUCAGCUGUCCAUCAGUGAGAGGACGCCCAGCAUCUCCACAGCCAAGCACAGGAGGAAGAAGGUCCGGAGGCUGUCAGAGCUGGCAAAGCCCAAGAUCAAUUGGCAAAGCAUGAGAGACAGGAUAAGGUGCUGUUGUCAGGGCUAUAUGUGGACUUCCCCACGCAAGACCAACUUCCAGUUCUGCCUGUAUUGGCCUUCUGUAUACUGGACAGAGCGGUUUAUCAAGGACACCACCUUGGCCAUCACAGUCCCUGUGGUGUCCCGCCGAGUGGAGGAGCUUUCGAGGCCGAGGCGGUUCUACUUGGAAUACUACAACAACAGCAGGACCACACCCAUCUGGCCCAUCCCUCGGCCCACAUUGGAGUACCAAGCUUCUAGCCGGCUGAAGCAACUGUCCACCCCAAAAGUUCGCAAUAACAUCUGGAGCAUUAACAUGUCGGAGAUUAACCAGGUGUCCAGAGCAGCCCUGAUGGCAGUCCCCAGCCCACGGACAAUUGAGCUGUCAAAGCCCAGGCCCCCAGCCAUGCUGUCAGAAGAGUGGGACCCUAUGCCAAAACCCAAGGCUCAAGUGUCAAACUAUAAACGUCUCCUUCGGCUGGCAACACCCAAGGCUCUGUCAGAAAAUUGUGUUCCUGACCGCAGUCCUCAGUGGGAGGUCCAGGAGGCCACCAAGAAAGCAGUGGCCAGUUCACGGAUCAUCUCCCUGGCCCAGCCCAAAAUUCGAAAGGACCUCAACGAGGGCUACAACCCGUACUACAUCUCCCCGGCCUCCCUGGUAGCCAAUCCAUCUCCUCGUAUUUUCGAGCUUGCCAUCCCAAAAUACAUCACCAAGAAAGUGUGAUAGCCAGGCCUAGUCUACAGCUCUCCCCAGUAAACACCAAGUGCAUCCUCGCCUGUGUGCAUGAUUCCCUGAGCUUCGUGGCCUGGGCAAGGGUGGGCAG
Messenger RNA from Psammomys obesus (fat sand rat), 1243 nucleotides. RefSeq names its product theg spermatid protein (gene Spmap2). Lineage: Eukaryota; Metazoa; Chordata; Mammalia; Rodentia; Muridae. The record is from RefSeq and is a predicted model, not a curated record. The transcript has 8 exons. Bases 1 to 1143 code for a protein of 380 amino acids. Gene Ontology annotation, biological process: spermatogenesis.